AUGAAAAGAUACUUUUUAAGAGAUUUUGUUCCCAAAGUUACAAAAUUCUUGUGGGACAAGAAGAUGGAAAUUUAUGUCAUGCGUAUGCAAGUGUGUUUCUUAAUUAUUAAGGUAUUAAGAAGAUGUGAUAAAAGACAAUUAGAUGCUCAACUCUCUAAAAUGGUAUUGGAUGUAUUAGGAAAAUUGAAGAGCAAAGAUGAAGAACAACAAAAUGUUGCUGGAAAGGCGCUCAUUGACAUGUUCAAAGAGUUGGGAUCUACGUAUUUUAAUUUCAUGUUAGAAAAGAUGAAGUCAGUUCUCUCUGAAGAAGGUUAUCAAACGGAUACAUUGUAUAUUGUCUUGGAAAGUUUAUUGAAAGUGAUGGCACAUCAAGCAACUUUGAAUACUACUACUACUACUACUGCUACUACUGCUAUUACUGCUACUACUGCUAUUACUACUACUUCUGCAGCUACUCAGAGUGAUUCGACGACAAGUGUAUCCGGAGUGAGUCACUCCAUCUCUACUCACAACACUCACCCCACUUCAAUUUUCAUUACACAAGCAGUACACAAUGUCGAUAUCAUUUUAUUGAGUGAAAUUACCUAUCCACCUCUGAAAACUUACAAGAAACGAAAAGUCUCUCGAUUUGAUACUGAAAAACUCGAAGAAAUGGAACAAAGCCAAUCAACAGAACAAGAACAUUCAAAACAUUUCAAAUCCAAACAUCAAAAUACUCUCUUCAAUUGCUUUGAAUUACUUGGUUCUAUUAUUGAUAUCAAACGUAGUCUCAGUACCAUCAUUGAAGAUAUUCAUUUCAAACUCAAACGUGUUCAUAAUGCAGAGAUUUUAAAGAGAUUUGAAUUUGUAUUGAAAUUCCUUCUCAAAGGUAUUAUGAGAAAUCGAUCAUUGAAAGAUUCUGUGAAUAUCAACAAUAACAACAAUGGCACUCCAACCAAUGCCAUUGAUUGUAUCAUUCAAGCAUUGAAUCAAUAUCGUCUCUAUAAGAAGACUUUCAAAUCCUUAACAGACAAUGAUCGAUAUCACUCUGUGAAAAUGUCCAAAAAUAGACUUGAAGAGAAUUUCCUUGUUCAAAAAGAGCCAGGACGACAAGGUGCCAUUGACCAAUCCGAUGAUAUGAAAAUGAGAUUAUUAGCUGGUCUCAUUGAUAAUUCUCAUAUUAUUGUUCAAUUCUAUUUGAAAUUCUUUGAAAAGUGUAUGAAAACAGGAAAGAUUCAUUUAGAACAACACAUUCCAGCCAUUGAUAGCAUCAUUCCAUUGCUCAUCAAAUAUGUGAGUGGAAAUCAUUUGUCAGUUGCAUUGGUUGCAUUUAGAAUAUUAAUAGAAUGUGCUAAAAGACUUCCAAAAGCAUUUAAAUCUUUGAAUGAAAACAAACAAAUGCUAUUGGAUGCAACCUUUGAUAUUUUAACCAAUUCAGGAAUUGACUCUACUAAUACAGAGACAUGGGAAACUAUUUUCACUGGAUUGAGAUACUUUUUACAAAGUGAUGUUUCACAAAAAUUCCCAUUAACAAGUGGACAAUUAGAUAUUUUACUAGACAUGUUGAAAAUUGAAAUCUCUUCAACAAGAAAAACCUAUUCCAUUCAAACAUUCCAAGUUCUCAAGACAUUGAUUGAUCGAAAGAUUCAAUCUCCUCAAAUUUAUGAUUUAAUGGACAAGUCUAAAACUAUUCUCUUGACUACAUUGAAUGUUGAAAUUCGAACUCUUAUUGUUGAAAUGUUAGUCAACUUUUAUUUGAACUAUCCAUUCACAAAUGAAGUGUUGCAAGAGAAACUUAAUUAUCUCUUUAAGAAUGUAUUGAAUGAACACAUGGCUCAGGAAUCUAAAUCAGCCAUUUUGAGUGUUAUUCAAACCAUUGUUAAGAAAUUCCCAAAUUCAUUUUUAAAUGACAAGACUGAACUUGUUUAUUAUCCUCUAAUUUUAGAAUUAGAAAAACAAUGUAAGAAGAGAGGUAUUGCUGGUGAAAAUCAAUCCAUUUCACAAAUUAUUCAACAGUUGCGAGACAUUCUUCAACAUUUUGUCAAAGUAUUGAAUGAUGAAAACUUUUCAAGAAUUAUUUCAACAACGGUUACAUGGCUCACUUCACAAGACAAGUUGAAAGGUGUUGCAUUGAAUUCCAUUCUAGUACUUUCUCAAGUGAGCAAUGGAACUCGAUUGAAAUCGAAAAGUGAAUUUUAUGAGAGCAUGUUACCAGAAAUUACGCACGUGAUUGAACACUAUGAACAUUUCAUUGAAAAACACUCUUCUCUCUUGUUGGAAUGUUUGGAAUGUAUUUAUAGUUUGUUCAAUCAUGGUAUCAUUGGAAUGACUCAAUUAGAUGAAAUGUAUGAAUUUUUAUUGAAUUUAACUUGCAAUGAUCAUGAAGCAAUGAAGAAUGAAGUGAGAAUUGAAUCUCUCAAAAUAUUUGAAUUAUAUGUAUCCAAGAAGAAGAAGAAAUUGAGAGAAUCAAAGAUUUUGAAUGAUAUUCACUCUCUUGAAAAGAUUAUUUUUAAUAUUUGUAAUUUAUUUAGAGCGAGAUUUAUUUGUGAUGAUUCUGGUGUGUUAGUGAUUGUGAAAGUAUUUAUUUAUAUUUUUGGAUUGUUAUUGCAAAUGGUUGAUGGAAAUGCCAAUUCCACUACUACUACUAUUGCUACUACUAUUGCUACGACUACUACUACUACUGCUACUAUUGCUAUGAUCAAUACUGAGAACAACUCUAAUAACUCUCGUAUUUCCAAUGCUGGUAAGAAUUUGAGUAAUCACUCCAAAGAUAUUCUUCAUCGUGUAUUCAAACUCUUGAAAAAGAUUUCCAAUCAAUCUGAAGAUUAUGACACGAAUGAAACCAUGACAUUUAGAAGACAUACUCUAUUGAAAUUAUUCGUUGGAUUGUGUGCUAAAUAUCAUGAUCGAAUGCAACCCUAUCUCAUUUACAUGACACCUCUCUUGUAUCGAUGUACUGAAUUUCCAAAUAGAGACAAAGCAGUCGUGACUGAGGAAUUGGAAAAGUUUGCUAAAGAAUGUAAACAAUUAAUGAUUCAACAUACAACCAACACGGCAACCAAUACGGCAACAUACGAUGCAUCAUCGUCUUCCACAACCAAUACAGCAUUCAUGCAAGCCUAUGAACAAGGUAGAAAAGAAGUAGAACAAAAGAGUGCAAAAAAGACAACUCGUCGUGAACAACAAGUACUCAUUUCACCUACUCAAUUCGCCAAAAAGAGAUUGGAAAGUAAUUUGAAAAAGAAUUUGGCAAAGAAGAGAAAAUUGAAAGAACAAUCUCAAGAAGCAACCGUUCAAGUUAAUGCCACGAGUGGACAAGUCAAAAAGAAGAAGAUGAAAUAA
Molecule: messenger RNA, 3321 nt
Organism: Naegleria lovaniensis
Lineage: Eukaryota; Heterolobosea; Eutetramitea; Acrasida; Naegleriidae
Exons: 1
Coding region: 1-3321 (1106 amino acids)
Cellular component (GO): 90S preribosome; nucleolus; small-subunit processome
Source: RefSeq, a predicted model, not a curated record